AUGAAUGAGCAAAGGCUUCGAAAUGCAAUCUCCGAUGUGUCGAAUGAAAUAAACAAGUACAAGAAGGAAUUGGAAAGUAGCAAUGUUCUUGCCGAAAUUGAUGAAGUGAAGCAAGCAGAAUGCGAAUGCUGUGGGCUGAAGGAGGAGUGCACCGCAGGCUAUAUCAAUGAGGUUGAGGACUCUUUUUCAGGCGACUGGGUUUGCGGGCUUUGUUCAGAAGCUGUCAAAGAUAAAAUGAAAAAGGUAGCUCCAAAUGGUACGGCCAUGCAAGAAGCUGUGAGCUCUCACAGGGAUUUUUGCCAGAAGUACAACAGCACCAGGCUCAAUCCUAAGCUCUCUUUAACUUCUGCCAUGAGGGAGAUAGCGAGAAGAAGCUCUGAGAAUAGAGAUUCAAAGCACAACUUGCCAAUGUCCAAGCUUGGCCGAAGAAGCAGCUGCGGCCCAAGAAUUGAUUUCAAGCAAUAUAUGUAA
Molecule: messenger RNA, 471 nt
Organism: Prunus armeniaca (apricot)
Lineage: Eukaryota; Viridiplantae; Streptophyta; Magnoliopsida; Rosales; Rosaceae
Source: the annotation of a GenBank genome assembly